This is a messenger RNA of Cavia porcellus (domestic guinea pig), 4116 nucleotides long. RefSeq names its product maestro heat like repeat family member 8 (gene Mroh8). The transcript has 23 exons. Bases 72 to 3227 code for a protein of 1051 amino acids. Lineage: Eukaryota; Metazoa; Chordata; Mammalia; Rodentia; Caviidae. Gene Ontology annotation, cellular component: cytoplasm. The record is from RefSeq and is a predicted model, not a curated record.
ACGGGUAGUGGACACUCCCACCAGCUCGCAGCCCUCAGUCAGACCAUCGAUACCCCUAAGAACUCAAGCCCAUGCCCCCGCCCCGCAGGGGAAGGAGAUCCCGCCUAGCCAGCUCCCGAGUGGCCGGAACUAGCCUCCCACGGGCCACAGCCCACUCCCCAAGACGGGCCAGCCACGGAGCUCCUCUGUUGAGCCAUGCGCAACUCCUCACCCGGCGGCGCCAUUCCUCCGAGCAGGUCCCACCGGAGUCCAGUCCGCAGGCUGACUUCCGCUCAGGAAGGUGGCUCUCUGAACGUGCCGGAGGGGACACCAGGGACUCGCGGCAGGCUCCGUUUGUAGGGAUGAGCUCUAAUCAUAGGAUCUGUGAUCAAGAAGAAGUAGUGAUUCCCUGUGCUUCUGAUGAUUUUGGAAGUGUGGACUUGGAAUUGAGCAAUUUAGAGGAUAUUAAAAAAGACUCAAGUGAUAGUGAACUUACAGUAUUAGACCUGGAUGCCUCCGAUCUUCCUGAAAUCCUUCAGGAGUCCUUUACAGAUAGCCUCAGAAAUUUCAGCCCCCAGGAACCUCUCUGUGAAACCAGUGUUGAGAAACUAAUCCAGUCAAUCCAGGAGGUGUUUAGUGGUAAGCUAAAGGAUGAACCUGCAAAGCUGACAUUCCUAAGAUCUUUGUCUUCUCUCGGUGAAACUUUGUGUUGUGAUGAAACCACAGAAUCAUUCAUUCAUAGCCAUCUAGCAGACAUAGUGCACAUCCUAAAUGUACUGGUACAAGAGGAGCUCCUGGAUUCCCUGCUCAGCCCUGUGCUCCAGGAGGUCUUUGCCACCAUCACUGUCUUCAGUUAUCAAGAUGUCCAUUUGCUGUUUGGCUCUGAAGAUCAUGCUGAGUUGUUCAGUCUUGUUAUCAAAAGAAUCGUCAGUCUGCCCUCUGUCAGAAGUCUUACCCGGCUGGAGGAAACCAUGGCAAGCAGGCCCUCCAACCCAGAGUGUCUCUACAGGCAGACGUUCCAGGCAUUCUCUGAGAUGCUCCAGAGUUUCGUGGUAAAAGACCCACAUUUGGAAAAAUUUGAUGCCAUUUUUAAGCACGUGUGUCCCUCGUUACAGUCGGUCAAAGACCACGAGCGGGAAUGGGCCACAACCAGCAUGGCCCAAGUUCUGAAGUGCUUAUCCAGACAUCUCUGCCUGAAGCUUCCACUGCAAUUCCAAAGCCUUGGACAUCUGGUAGCUCUGAUGGCACUGCUGUGUGGAGACCCACUGAAAGAGGUGGCUGAAGAGGCUGCAGAAGGCACACGCUACCUGCUGCAUGUCACCCUGAGGCUGAAGUAUGCCACUCAGGACAAAACAAACCAUCAGAGCUUGAGAAGAGGGUUGAAAAAGUGCUGUGAAAUUCUAGAGCACCACGAUAUUAAGCAGUUUUACCGUGAUCCUUUCAAAAUUGCUCAGGUCUUUGAAGGUUUCCUCAACUCAAAUGAGCUCUGCCAGUUUGUAAUGACUACAUUGAACAGCCUAAAAAAGCUGAAACAUACUCACAACCAGGAAUUAGCUGGAGAAUUGCUACUAACAUUGGUAAAAAAUGCGGAGUCCCGAUUUGAGAAGGUACCAGAAAUUAUGGGAGUUAUCUGUGCCCAGCUACCCAUAAUCAGUCAGCCAGGAGUCCGCCAGCAAAUCAUAAGUACUGUGAGUUUGUUUAUCUCCAGACCCAAGUACACAGAUAUAGUGCUUAGCCACCUUCUGUGUCAACCAAUACCAUAUGACAGAAAUCUAGCUGCAUUGUGGAGAACCCUGAAGAUAGACCUGCCCAACACAACCUGGGUACUGUGGAGGUUGCUGAGGAAGCUCCAGAAAUGCCACAAUGUGCCCAGCCAGGAGAAGAUGGCCUAUGUGGCUGUUGCUGCAACAGAUGCCCUUUAUGAGGUGUUUAUGGGAAACAGGCUGCGAGCAGCUACAUUCCGACUCUUUCCUCAGCUUCUCAUGACACUGCUCAUCCAGAUUCACCACAGCAUUGGCCUAACCGUGUCUGACGUCGCCAUCCCAAGUGGCCUGUAUACAGAGCAGAAAAUGUCAACAGAGGUCACACCUUUGUGUUUUGCCAUGCAGGCCACAAAGACUCUGCUUCUCAGAGCGGCAUGCAAGCGAGAAUUUGACAUAAUGGAAAAGAAUAAAGGAUGGACUCUGCUGGAAGGAGAAGACUGCCAUCUUCAGGGAGUAUGUCUCCUUGCCAAUGCAUUGCUAGAAAAAAAUCACCUGCUUACUUGCAGGAUCUUGUAUUUGUUAGUCCCACUUCUCAACCGAGGGAAUGAUAAACACAAGCUCACAUCUGCAGGCUUUUUUGUGGAGCUCCUUCGGAGUCCAGUGGCCAGGAGACUGCCCAGCAUAUACUCCUUAGGCCACUUGAGAGACUGGCUGCAUCAUGGAAAUAAUCUCUUUAGGAUUCUUGCCCUGAGGGGGCUGCACAAUCUUUUCAGACACUGGGAUAUGAGGGAAGACAUCAAGAGAUUAUUGCCAUCCAUCUUGGACAGCUUAUGGGAAACUGACGAGAGGAUUGUUUUGUUGGCCAUCCAGAUACUCCAGAAGCUUGUCAGGACAAUGGAUUUCACAACGCUGGCUGCCAUGAUGAAAAUCCUGUUCUCUUUAUUUGGUGAUAUGAGACCUGAUGUUCACCAUUUCUCCAUGACUCUUUUUGGAGCCUCCAUUAAGUCUGUGAAACACGCACAUAAGAAGUGUAUGGAGAAUCAAGUCCUGGAAAGCUUGGUCCCACUGCUUCUGUAUUCCCAGGAUGAAAAUGCUGCAAUAGCUGAGGAGAGUAGGCGAGUCCUAAAAAUAUGUUCUCAGUUCCUGAAGUGGAAGCUGCCCCAAGAAGUCUACCACAAAGAUCCCUUCUACAUUAAACCUGUUGAAGUUAAAACAAUCUGCAAAUUCUUUGGAAAAAAAUGCAAGGGUAAAAUUGACAUCCUUGCCCAAACAUUGAUGUACUCCAAGAAUGCAAAACUUCCCAUCAGAAGAACAGCAGUCUUAUUUGUAGGGCUCUUAUCAAAGUACAUGGAUUGCAGUGAGACCAGGAUGAAAGGGACUGACUGGAUACAGGAUGAUUUGAAAGAUCUGCUGCAGGACCCUGAGCCCUCUCUGCGCAUCCUUGCCUCCCAGGCUCUGUUCCGAGUCCAGAAGGUGGAGUUUCAGGCAGAACCUGAACAGACAGUCUGCUGGUGGAGGAAGCUCCUGGGCUGUCUCUCUACCUAGAAAUGUGAUUCAGUCAAUAUCAGGUAAAAACUAACCCUUUCAGCAGCCACAGGAUAGACAGUGCACUUUUUUUUCAGAUGUAUGCAAUACCAGCACAAAUCUACCUCCAUAUAUUUAAAUACCACCAACAUGAUGUCCCCCCCCUCAAAACCUUUAAGUAAAAAAAAAAAAAAAAACUUUAAGUAAUUAGAAUACAAAGGAGUGUGGGCUGGGGAUUUAGCUCAGCAGCAUAAGCGCCUGCCUUGCAAGCGCAUAGUCGUGAGUUCAAUCCCUGAUACCAAUUAAAAAAAAAAUUAAAAAAAAAAUACAUAGGAGUGGCUCUUGGUUUAAAUUGGCACAUUUAAAUGAAAAAUCUAAUGAGCUUUUGAGCCAUGGCAGAAUAUCCCCAAAGUUUAAGUCUCAAACAGGGUAGAACCACUUUUUAUUUAUUUGUUUGUUUAUUGAAUUAUCUUUGGUUUUUUGAGACAGGAUCUCAAAAAACUAAAAAAAAAAAAAAUUUUUCAAGGCUAGGGUUGUAGCUCUGUUAAAAAGUACAUGUUUAGGGGCUGGGGUUUUAGCUCAGCGACAUAAGCACCUGCCUUGUAAGCAGGCAGUUGUGAGUUCGAUCCCCGGUACCUAUAAAAAGGAAAAAGACACACACACACACACAAAAGGACAUGUUUAGGAUAUAUGAGGACCUAGGUUCAAGCCCUAAUAUACACAUAACACAAAACAAGACUCCAAACAGGGUGGAGACUUAGCUCAGGGGCAUAAGGGUCUACCUGGCAACCUCGAGGUCAUGAGUUCAAUCCCUAGUACCAAAAAAAUAAAAAUAAAAAAAUUCCAAAUAAAUGUUAUUGUGUUAGUAUUAUUGCCUCUCUGUCAAGGCUACUUGUCAAAAAUCUUAAGA